This is a messenger RNA of Vanessa atalanta (red admiral), 741 nucleotides long. It is a transcript of the gene Blos1, whose product is annotated as biogenesis of lysosome-related organelles complex 1 subunit 1. The transcript is spliced from 3 exons. NCBI's taxonomy places the organism in Eukaryota, Metazoa, Arthropoda, Insecta, Lepidoptera, Nymphalidae. Gene Ontology annotation, cellular component: BLOC-1 complex. Gene Ontology annotation, biological process: endosomal transport. Bases 119 to 502 code for a protein of 127 amino acids. The record is from RefSeq and is a predicted model, not a curated record.
UUGUUUUGAUGUCAUGUCCAACACGUAAACACACAAGUUUACUUAUAAUAUUUGAAUUAAUCAAAACAUAUUGUGUAAAUUUCAUUUAAGAAUAUAGAUAAACUGUAUUUGUGCGAAAAUGCUCUCGUCCUUAAUAAAAGAACAUCAAACUAAACAAGCAGCUAAACGAGUAGUACAAGAACAAAAACGCAAGGAAUGCAUUGCAGCUGCUAAUGAUUUGACUCAAGCACUAGUUGAUCACUUAAACGUGGGAGUAGCUCAAGCCUAUUUGAACCAAAAGAAACUAGACGCUGAAGCAAAAUUGUUACAUCAAGGAGCUAUUAACUUUGCGAAACAAACACAACAAUGGUUGGCUUUGGUUGAGAAUUUUAGCAGUGCCUUAAAAGAAAUAGGAGAUGUGGAAAAUUGGGCUAGAAGUAUUGAAAGUGAUAUGAAAAUAAUCACAGAUACAUUGGAGAGAGCUUAUGAAACAACCCAAGAGAAACCCAGCUCUAGUCAAUAACUUAGACUAUACUAGUAUAAUUUAAACAUAGGUGUUAAAUUUCAGUACAUGUAUUUAUUAAGUUAUAUUAAUUAAAUUAAAGGUUAGGAAUAUUUCAUUCUAUAUCUGAAAUGUACAGAAACAAUCUUUUUACAGUUUAUUAAUUUGACUAGCACAUUUCAGGUCAUUUUAUAAGAAUGUUUUAUAAUAAAUAUUAUUUAUAGUUGUAAGUCAGGUUAAAUAAAAUAUAGUUGAUCACU